AUGAUUACAACAAUGGCUUUUAACCAAAAUAAUAAAAGUGAAAAUUAUCGUCAUCAAAAAGAUUCUUUUCAAACUUUAUACCAUCAUUCAUCGAUGUCAUCUCCAUUUGAACCACCAAAAAAUGCACUUUAUAUUAUUCUUGGUGAAAUUCAAGCAAUAAUAUCAUCAAAAAAGAAUAAUACUCGGUGGUCAACUACUCAUUCAUAUGAAGAAUCUCCUGAGAUUAAUUCAUUUCAAAAACUUAAAACUAUUCUUAAUUCUGUUGCCGAUAUUCAAGAUAUUGAUUCAUUAACAUUUUUAACACCAUUUCUUGAUGUUAUCCGUUCCGAUGAAACAUCUGGUCCAAUAACAUGUUUGGCAUUAAAUGCUGUGAAUAAAUUUCUUUCCUAUGGACUGAUUGAUACUCUAGAUGAAUCAGCAGCAUCAACUAUUGAUAAAGUUGCCAAUGCUGUAACACAUACACGUUUUGUUGGAACGAAUCCAAAUGAUGAUGAAGUUGUUUUAAUGAGAAUUUUACAAGUUCUUCGUUCAUUAUUACUAAGUCCAAUUGGAUCACAAAUGACAAAUGAUACUGUAUGUGAAAUUCUUCAAUCUUGUUUUCGAAUUUGUUUUGAAACAAGAUUAUCUGAAUUAUUACGUAAAACAUCAGAACAUGUUUUAAUUGAUAUGGUUCAAUUAUUAUUUGCUCGAUUACCACAAUUUAAAGAUGAUACAACAUCGGUAUCAUCUACAAAACGAGUUAAAGAUCUUUCUACAAAAGAUAUAACAACCAAUAAUCGACGUCGAUCCCGACAAUUAUCGGGAAAUGAACAACAAAUAAAUGAAUCAAGUUCAUCUAUAAACGAAACAACUUUAACAUAUUCAUCACAAGUCGACGAUAAUGAUCGUCCAACAGCAAUUGAUAGUGCAACAAAUGCUAUUCCACUAACAAAUACUACCACAAUGAAUAAUGAAAAUAAAUCCGGUUCAAUUAAUGAUACAACUUCUCAAACAAUAUUACCAAUAAUUGUUCCAUCAUUUGAUGAAUCAUCAUCGAAUAUUCUUCAAACACAUCAAAUAUCAACAAAUGUUCAAGCAGAAAAACAAUCUCAAGAAACAAUAGUGACACAAACAUCAACCAAUAAUCAUGAAUAUAUUAAUCCACGAGGAAUUAGAUUUACAACAGCAUCACCUACACCUGGACCUGUUAAAGAUCCAUUAACUCCAUAUGGUUGGCCUUGUGUUCGUGGUCUUUUUCGUUUUCUAACUACACUUAUUAAUAAUUAUGAUAAAAAUAAUACAGAAUAUAUGAUCACAGUUGGUUUGAAUCUUUUAACUGUUGCAUUAGAAGUUGGUGCAGAUUAUCUUGCUAAUUAUCCAUUAUUACUUUCAAUAGUUAAAGAUCCUUUAUGUCGAAAUUUAUUAAGUAUGGUAAAUUGUAAUCGUAUUCAAUUAUUUUCUGCUUCACUUCGAGUUUCAUUUCUCAUAUUUGAAAGUCUUCGAACACAUCUUAAAUGUCAAUUUGAAUUUUUUAUAACACGUUUAAUGGAAAUAAUUAUAUCUGAACAAUUAAAAAUAACUUAUGAACAAAAAGAAUUAGCACUUGAAACAAUUGUUCAACUGCUACGGAUACCUGGUUUACCAGCUGAAUUAUAUUUAAAUUAUGAUUGUGAUUUAUAUUGUGAAAAUUUAUUUGAAGAAUUAACUAAAAUGUUAUCAAAAAAUGCUUUUCCAGUUGCUGGUUUAACAUCAACACAUAUUCUUUCACUUGAUGCACUUCUUUCAGUUAUUGAUCAUAUUGAACUUGAAUGUCAAUUUCAAGUGCAAAGACAAAAAAGUGAUUCGACAAGUCAAUCAUUAACACGUCCUAUUCCAUGUGGAUAUGCGUUUGCUCUUUCAUUACAAAAUAUGGAUAUAAGUCGUUCUUCAGUACCUUGUGAAUCUCGUCAUGGACCACGACUUCGACAAAAUCGAAUGACAAUAUCUUCACAUUUACCAUCACAAGAUGAUCUUAAAAAAAUGAAACAUGAUAAAAAAUUAUUUCGACAAGGUACAGAAUUAUUUAAUCAAAAUCCAUCGUCAGGAUUAAAAUUUCUUCAAGAGAAUAAUCUUUUAUCAAAUCCAUUAGAUAUUAAUGAAAUAGUUAAAUAUCUUAAAGAUAAUCCAUUAUUAGAUAAAAAAACUAUUGGAGAUUAUUUAUCAAAUAGAAAAAAUAUUCAUGUACUAGAACAAUAUGUCAAAACAUUUAAUUUUGAAGAUAUGCGUAUUGAUGAAGCACUUCGAAUUUAUUUAUCAGAAUUUCGUUUACCAGGUGAAGCACCUUUAAUUGGUGUUUUACUUGAACAUUUUGCUGCUCGUUGGCGUGAAUGUAAUAAUUUUGCACUUGCAAACAAUGAUGCUGCUUAUGGUUUAGCAUAUGCUUGUAUUAUGCUUAAUACAGAUCAACAUAAUACAAAUGUUCGUCGUCAAAUUUUACCAAUGACUUGUGAUGAUUUUAAACGAAAUUUAACAAAAAUGAAUAAUAAUGAAAAUUUUGAUGAAGGAAUGUUAACAGAAAUUUAUAAUGCAAUUAAAUCUGAUGAAAUUGUUAUGCCAGCUGAACAUACCGGUCUUGUUCGAGAAUCCUAUUUAUGGAAAUUAAUGCUUAAACGAUCAAUAACAAUAGGAGAGAAAUUUCUUCAUGUUCCAACUGGUUCAUAUAAUCAUGAUAUAUUUACAUUAAUAUGGGGACAAACAAUGGCUGCACUUUCAUUUGUUUUUGAAAAAUCAAAUUAUGAUUUAGUUAUUGAAAAAUCUAUACAAGGUUUUAAUAAAUGUGCAAGAAUUGCUGCAUAUUAUUAUAUGUCGGAUGUUUUUGAUAAUUUGGUUAUUUCAUUAUGUAAAUUUACAACUUUACUUAAUAAUCGAGAAUGGAUUGAAAAUUUGCCAAUACAAUUUGGUCUUAAUAGAAAAGCACGUCUUGCUGCAACAGUUGUUUUUAAUAUUGCACAUGUACAUGGAGAUAUUUUAAGAGAUGGAUGGAAAAAUAUUCUUGAAUGUAUUAUUCAUUUAUAUAAAGCUAAAUUAUUACCAUCGGCUCUUGUCGAAGUUGAAGAUUUUCUUGAUCCAACUGGACGAAUAACACUUAUUAAAGAACAAAUUACGGAAACACCAAAAACUGAUACUGGUUUAUUUUCAUCUCUUGCAUUUUUACUUGGUGGUGGUGGUUCAAAUGAUUCAACAUUAUCAUCUGGUAAACAACCAACAACUGAAGAACAAGAAGCAAUUAAAGUUGCUUCAACAUGUAUAGAAGAAUGUCAUUUAGAACAAUUAUUACAAGAAACAAAAUUUUUAAUAAUUGAUUCUUUAAAUGAAUUAUUAAAAGCACUUAUAUAUGGUUGUCAAAUAUUUCCAGAUUCUCAAAAACUUGAUCAAGAUGCUGCUGUUUUUUGUCUUGAAUUACUUGUCAAAGUUGUUUUACAAAAUCGUGAUCGUGUUACAAUAUUUUGGCCAACUGCUCGACAUCAAUUUUAUUCUACACUUGUUAAUGCUAAUACAAAAACAUUUUUUAUUGAACGUACUUGUAUUGGUUUAUUAAGAAUUGCAGCAAGACUUUUACGACGAGAAGAAUUAGCUUCUGAAGUACUUAAUUCACUCCGCAUGCUUCUUCUAAUGAAACCUCAUGUUAUUUAUGGAUUAUCAUCUGAAAUAGCUUAUGGUUUACAUGAACUUCUUCGAACAAAUGCAGCAAAUAUACAUAAAUCUGAAGAUUGGUUUAUAUUAUUUUCUUUACUUGAAGUUGUUGGAGCAGCUGCUCAUCCACCUUCUAUACUUCAAUCAACAACAGAAAAUUUAUCAUUAAAUAAACAUAUUCAUCAAAAUUAUUCAACAACACAUGCUGAAUCGGAUACUGAAUGUACUGAUUGUUUAACAACAAGUACAAGUGAUAAAGGUUAUACAAGUGAUUCAGAAAUUUAUCGUCGUUCAGAUUAUAUAGUUGUAUCACAUAAUGAUUUUGAAACAUUUCGAAAUCAAUAUGAUCAAUAUUCACGACAUGAUCGUCGAGCAUUAAAUAAAUCAUGUGAAAUAUUAUCAUUUAUUAUUCAUGAUGUUGCAUAUGUAACACAAGAAAAUUUUGAAUAUUGUAUACAUUGUAUACGAACAUUUAUUGAAGCAACUAUUAUACAACCAUCAAAUAAACAAAUAUCAAAAUUAACAACAAAUAAUAAUAAAAAUAAUCGAAAUAUAAAACAAAUUCGUAAAGCAACAUCAUCAAGUUCUUUAAAUAGUGAAAAUUUUAAUGAACAAAUAAAUAAUCAAAUAAAACAAUCAUGUUCUGAUUAUGAUGAUGAUGAUAAUACGCAACAAUCAAUUAAACAAGAAUAUCAAACAAUUGCUUUACAAUUAUUAGAUUUAAUGCAUACAUUACAUAUGAGAGCAGCACAAAUAUAUAAACAAAUACCAACUGAUCAAACAAUAUCGAGUGUUUUAUGGUAUAAAUGUUGGUGUCCUAUUUUACAAGGUAUUACUCGUCUUUGUUGUGAUUCUCGUCGUGCAGUUCGUUCAUUAGCACUUGGUUAUCUUCAACGAUGUGUUCUUUUACCUGAACUUCAUAUUCUUUCUUCAAUAGAAUGGGAAUCUGUAUUUAAUAAAGUAUUAUUUCCUUUAUUACUUAAAUUACUUGAAACAACGAAUAUAAAUGAUCAUAUACAUGGAAUUGAAGAAACACGUGUACGUGUUUCACAAUUAUUAUGUCGAAUAUUUUUACAACAUCUUACACCAUUAUUAAUAUUGCCAACAUUUACAACAAUAUGGUUAACUAUUUUAGAUUUUAUGGAUAAAUAUUCUAAAAUAGAUCAAACUGAUAUGUUGCGUGAAUCUGUUCGUGAAUCAAUAAAAAAUAUGCUUUUAGUUAUGAAUACAACUGGUUUAUUUGAUGAUAAUCAAUCUUUAACAGUGAUUACAAAAGAUAGAAUUCAUAGUUUUUUUCCUGGUCUUUGGGAAGAAGUUUUUAAAAUAUCAACACCACCACAAAUACCUUCUCCAACUACAGAGUCGGUUGUAUUACCUACUAUGAGUGGUGAUAGUAAUACUCCAUCGAAUGAAUCGACAACAUCGGUAGUAUCAAAUGAAACAAUAAUCAAUGAACCAACUCCUUCAACUAAUACUCGAUUUUUACCAGCUCAAAUACAAAAUUUGUGA
Rotaria sordida is the source of this 5160-nucleotide messenger RNA. Lineage: Eukaryota; Metazoa; Rotifera; Eurotatoria; Philodinida; Philodinidae. The record is from the annotation of a GenBank genome assembly.